ACCGCCCCAGGUGCCGCAGGCACUGCCGCCUGAGCCCGCGGCCCGCCCGCCAGGGACACAAGGAGCUGGGGAGGGGGUGGAGGCGGCGAGAGCCUCGGCCUUGGCCAGACCUAGGGCGCCUGUCAGGGAGCAGGCCAGCCUGGCCAAGGACAGAUCAGCAGGCUGGGAGAGACCCCCAUGGGGUCUUGGCCAUGUUCCCCUGGACACCCCAGAACCCUACCACCGGGGGUCCCUACCAAGUUGCCCUCUCUGGGACUAUUAAACCUCAAGACUCCCUGACUCCCAAGUCUUGGCUGGGCAGCUUGGAAAAGUACUAGGUGGAGAGUCCCCAGGCCUGGGGCCUGACCCAAGAUCUGCUACUAGGGGACCCCUACCCCCACCCCUGACCUUAGUUUCUCUCUUGUGUAGAAGUCAAAGGUUGGACCUGUGUGCUUCAAAGCCCGUUUCAGGGCUGACAGUUACCCCUGUGUCCUCCUUGCCCUUUAGCACGGGUUGUGGGCGAGGAGGGGCGCUGGACCCCGAGCACCCACCACUGCCCCCAGGAGGCAAGCUGGGAGCCUGGGGAGGGUCUGAGAGGGGAGACGCAGGGGUGAGGCUUGCAUAGUAGAGCUGAGGCUAGGCAGGGGGCACGACCCCGUCCCAGGCCGACCAGAACCCCCAGGGCCUGCCCUGCAGAGCAGCCCUCCGCCCAUCUUUUCUCUGCUAGAACAUUCUCUGCUAGAACACUCUCCUCCCGGCUCCUUUUGGCAAAGAUGCUGCAUCCCAGCGAGAGGUUCUCACCCAAGAUGAAGCAGACAGGGCACUAGGGGACAGAUGAGACUUGGGAGUCACGCCUCACAUACCGCUUGUAGCUGUGAAAGCUUCAGCUGGUUCCUUCCCUCCCCUUGAGUCUGGAAAAUGAGGGUUGUGGUGCCCUCCCUCCCCCAGAGUGGGGAUUCAAGGAGGCACCGGAAGCAUCUGGUGGCCAUAAGUUGCGUAUGGCCGUGCUGUUGUUUUCCUCUGGGCUCCCCAUCCCUGGAGCCCUCUGCCCAGGGCCCUCCCGCCAGCCCUGCUCAGACAAAGCGGGGGCCAGCCUUGUGUCUGUGGAAGCUUAAUGGCAGGUUCAGACCAUCGAGUUUGAGUCAUGGAGACAGAUAAUGAUAACCCCAGUGUCUGCCUCUGAUGGCGUUGUGUAUAUACCUUGUUCCGUGGGAGCCACUGGGCCAUCCACCGGGGACCCUCGGUGUCGCCGCCGUCUUGCCUUUGAUUGUAGUCUUGACCUGGUGGAUACUGCAGCUUCCGCCACUGCGAGAUGGACCCAGGCAGGAAGUUGGUCCUCGCCUGUGUACGUGGCAUUUCUGUCGCAGCCCCAACAGCGGAGCCGUGUCCCUCACAGGAAAGAUGAUUCCGGUGGCCGAGUUCAAGCAGUUCACGGAGCAGCAGCCCGCGUUCAAGGUGCUCAAACCCUGGUGGGACGUGCUGGCGGAGUACCUCACCGUGGCUAUGCUCAUGAUCGGGGUCUUCGGCUGCACCCUGCAGGUGACACAGGACAAGAUCAUCUGUCUGCCGAGUCACGAACUCCAGGAGAAUUUCUCAGAGGCCCCCUGCCAGCAACUGCUGCCUCGGGGCGUCUCCGAGCAGAUGGGGGGCCUCCGGGAGGUAAGCGGCCUCAAGAACAAUCUGGACCUCCAGCAGUACAGCUUCAUUAACCAGCUCUGCUACGAGACAGCCCUCCACUGGUACGCCAAGUACUUCCCCUACCUGGUCGUCAUUCACACGCUCAUCUUCAUGGUGUGUACCAGCUUCUGGUUCAAGUUCCCCGGCACCAGCUCCAAGAUCGAGCACUUCAUCUCCAUUCUGGGCAAGUGUUUCGACUCUCCGUGGACCACACGGGCCCUGUCCGAGGUCUCUGGGGAGAACCAGAAGGGCCCCACCACCGGACGGGCGACAGCAGCCGUGGAGGCCUCGGCGGGGCCGGGAAAAGCCAAUGAGGGUGAGAAGGAAAAGGUGCUGGUGGAGCCCGAGAAGGUGGUGACUGAGCCACCAGCCGUCACCCUACUGGACAAGAAGGAGGGUGAGCAGGCCAAGGCCCUGUUUGAGAAGGUCAAGAAGUUCCGCGUGCACGUGGAAGAGGGGGACAUCUUGUACACCAUGUACAUCCGGCAGACGGUGCUCAAAGUCUGCAAGUUCUUUGCCAUCCUGGUCUACAACCUGGUCUACGUGGAGAAGAUCAGCUUCCUGGUGGCCUGCAGGGUGGAGACCUCGGAGGUCACGGGCUACGCCAGCUUCUGCUGCAACCACACGAAGGCCCACCUCUUCUCCAAGCUGGCUUUCUGCUACAUCUCCUUCGUGUGCGUCUACGGGAUCACCUGUCUCUACACCCUCUACUGGCUCUUCCACCGGCCCCUCAAGGAGUACUCCUUCCGUUCUGUGCGGGAGGAGACGGGCAUGGGUGACAUCCCCGACGUCAAGAACGACUUUGCUUUCAUGCUGCACCUCAUCGACCAGUAUGACUCCCUCUACUCCAAGCGCUUUGCCGUCUUCCUCUCCGAGGUCAGCGAGAGCCGCCUGAAGCAGCUCAACCUGAACCACGAGUGGACGCCCGAGAAGCUGCGCCAGAAGCUGCAGCGCAAUGCCCGCGGCCGGCUCGAGCUGGCCCUCUGCAUGCUCCCGGGGCUGCCCGACACCGUCUUCGAGCUCAGCGAGGUGGAGGCGCUCCGGCUGGAGGCCAUCUGCGACAUCACCUUCCCCCCGGGCCUCUCGCAGCUGUUGCACCUGCAAGAGCUCAGCCUGCUUCACUCACCCGCCCGGCUGCCCUUCUCCUUGCAGAUCUUCCUGCGGGACCGCCUGAAGGUCAUCCGGGUCAAGUGCGAGGAGCUCCGCGAGGUGCCCCUGUGGGUGUUCGGGCUGCGUGGCCUGGAGGAGCUGCACCUCGAGGGGCUCUUCCCCCCGGAGCUGGCUCGGGCGGCGACCCUCGAGAGCCUCCGGGAGCUGAAGCAGCUCAAGGUGCUGUCUCUGCGGAGCAAUGCCAGCAAGGUGCCGGCCAGCGUGACCGACGUGGCCGGGCAUCUGCAGCGGCUUAGUCUGCACAACGACGGGGCCCGCCUGCUGGCCCUGAACAGCCUCAAGAAGCUGGCGGCGCUGCGGGAGCUGGAGCUGGUGGCCUGCGGGCUGGAGCGCAUCCCCCAUGCCAUCUUCAGCCUGGGGGCGCUGCAGGAACUUGACCUCAAGGACAACCACCUGCGGUCCAUUGAAGAGAUCCUCAGCUUCCAGCACUGUCGCAAGCUGGUCACGCUCAAGCUGUGGCACAACCAGAUCGCCUACGUCCCCGAGCACGUGCGCAAGCUCCGGGGCCUCGAGCAGCUCUACCUCAGCCACAACAAGCUGGAGACCCUGCCCGCCCAGCUCGGCCUGUGCUCUGGCCUCCGCCUGCUGGACAUCUCCCACAACGGGCUGCGCUCCCUGCCGCCCGAGCUGGGCCUCCUCCAGAGCCUGCAGCACCUGGCUGUGUCCUGCAACGCCCUGGAGGCCCUGCCGGAGGAGCUCUUCUUCUGCCGCAAGCUGCGGACGUUGCUCCUGGGCUACAACCGCUUGAGCCAGCUCUCGCCCCAGGUGGGGGCCCUCAGGGCCCUCAGCCGCCUGGAGCUCAAGGGCAACCGCUUGGAGGCUCUGCCAGAAGAACUUGGCAACUGUGUGGGGCUCAAGAGAGUGGGGCUCCUGGUGGAGGACACCCUUUACGAGGGCCUGCCAACGGAGGUGCGGGAAAAAAUGGAGGAGGAAUGAAGCGAAAGGUGGGGCAGGUUGGGGUAGAGGCCUUCUGGAUGCUUCCGCCCCAGAAUCUCUACUAUCGUCUUCAAGCGAGGUGGCCAAGAGGGCCCAGGCCGGGAGACGAGGAGCAGACACAUCAGCCUUGGGUUGGGG
Molecule: messenger RNA, 3900 nt
Organism: Neofelis nebulosa (Clouded leopard)
Lineage: Eukaryota; Metazoa; Chordata; Mammalia; Carnivora; Felidae
Gene: LRRC8E
Product: leucine rich repeat containing 8 VRAC subunit E
Exons: 3
Coding region: 1162-3762 (866 amino acids)
Molecular function (GO): protein binding
Source: RefSeq, a predicted model, not a curated record